Cicer arietinum (chickpea) is the source of this 1071-nucleotide messenger RNA. RefSeq lists its product as uncharacterized. Gene Ontology annotation, cellular component: TRAPP complex. Lineage: Eukaryota; Viridiplantae; Streptophyta; Magnoliopsida; Fabales; Fabaceae. The record is from RefSeq and is a predicted model, not a curated record. Gene Ontology annotation, biological process: Golgi vesicle transport.
UCCCCAUCCCAGAUUCGCAGUACAGAUUGAUAGAAACAGAAUCGCGAAAACCUUUGGAAAUACUUCACAGAGAUCUUCUCAGUCCCGGCCACCGUCACCGGUCCAUUUUCCUACCUCCGUCUUCACCAUCAAAGAUCGCUGCUCGCUUCUUCUUGCAAAUCGUAACCUUAAUCUGCUUCUCUGAUCUCAAUUUUUCAGCUCUCUUGCACAGUUGAAGUAAAACAAAGCUGAGUGAGCUCUAACAAUGGCCCCUGUUGCUCCUCGAUCUGGCGAUGCGAUAUUUGCUAACAUCGAACGCGUUAAUGCAGAACUGUUUACUCUGACAUAUGGGGCAAUUGUGCGUCAAUUGCUUACAGAUCUGGAAGAGGUUGAGGAAGUCAACAAGCAACUAGAUCAAAUGGGUUAUAACAUUGGAAUCCGUUUGAUUGAUGAGUUUUUGGCUAAAUCUAAUGUCUCAAGGUGUGUCGAUUUCAGAGAGACGGCUGAGGUGAUUGCAAAGGUUGGUUUUAAAAUGUUCCUUGGUGUUACUGCAUCCGUGACCAAUUGGGAUGCUGAAGGGACGUGUUGUAGCAUUGUUUUGGAGGAUAAUCCUUUGGUAGACUUUGUUGAGCUUCCUGACAACUGUCAAGGUCUGUACUACUGCAACAUAUUGAGUGGAGUCAUCAGAGGAGCCUUAGAUAUGGUGUCAAUGAAGGCUGAGGUCACUUGGCUACGUGACGCGCUUCGAGGAGAUGAUGUGUUUGAGUUGCAAGUAAAACUUCUCAAGCAAGUUCCAGAAGAGUAUCCAUAUAAGGAUGACGAGUAAUAUUCUGUUGUCAUAUUGUACUUCAUCAUUUCCGAAGUAUUAGUUUAUUAUAUUUCUGCCUGGUGUGCAUUUUGAUGAAAUUAAAAGUACAAUAGAAAAUCUUCAAUUAAAUCAUUAUGAUAUUGGCUUUGACAGCGGACUAGGAUCUAUCCUUACUUCUGAGAGCUCUUUAGAUUCUUAAAACUGAUCUUAUGGGCCUGAGGGAGAUGUUAAAUAUCAGCAUACUAUCAGUUCACAUAUAUAUUUGAAUCCCCUGCUCCUGUGAA